Messenger RNA from Odocoileus virginianus texanus, 1729 nucleotides. The record is from RefSeq and is a predicted model, not a curated record. Lineage: Eukaryota; Metazoa; Chordata; Mammalia; Artiodactyla; Cervidae.
GUCAUUUCCUCAAGGUCCUACAGCUGGUCAGCUGGGAUUAGAACCAAGGAAAGACGACUGCAGGAUCCUCAUUUUUUAACAGAGCAGCUGCUGAGGGACAAAGCUCUUGGCUCCUUCCUCAUCCGCCUCAGUGACCGGGCCACCGGCUACAUCUUGUCCUACAGGGGCAGUGACCGCUGCCGGCAUUUUGUCAUCAACCAGCUCCGAAACCGGCGCUACCUCAUCUCAGGGGACACCCAGAGCCACGGCACUCUGGCAGAACUCGUGCGCCAUUACCAGGAGGUGCAGUUUGAGCCCUUUGGGGAGUCCCUGUCUGCUGCCUGCCCCCGGAUGGAGGACAAUGAUCUCUAUGACGCCAUCACCCUGGGCCUGCAUCAAACUAAUCCUAGCCUGGAAUACCCGCCAGAGAAGGCCAGCAGCCCCCCUGCCUCUCUGGAGGCAAGUCCCCAGAAUCUCUCCGAGGAAGAAAGCAAGGAGGCCCCUGUCAAGGUGCCCCCUCUCCCGAAGAGGAGAGCGUCCCUUCUGAGCAACUCUUUUGGAGGCUCCACUGACACCGUCUACGCAGACCUAAGGAAGAUGAACCAGGCACGGCUAGGCCUGGACACAGACGUACCCGGCUGGCAGGGGCCGGUUCCAAGUGGUAGCCAGGCCUGCUCUCCAGGCAAGGAGGCCCCGAGGCGACUGUCAGACGGAAGCCAGAACAAGCCCGAUGGCCCAGGACCUGCCCUCUCUGGGGUGAGCCCAGGCCAGGGUCCUAGGGUGUCUCCCACUUCUUGGGGCCUCCUCCUGCCCUCCAGUUCUGAGGCCUCGGGAUCCUCAGGUGCUACCUGGAGCCACGGGUCUCCAAAUCUGAGCCGUGGGGCCCAGCCCUGCUCUGAGAGCAGUUGUGCAGACACUUACGAGUCCAUCUGUACAGAAGACCUCUCAGAGGACGCCAGGGAUGUGCCAUGUCAAGGCGGCAGUGCCUAUGAGCAGAUCGCAGUCUGCUGGGGGGGCCCGGCCAGGACCCCCUAUCCUGGGAUGAGCCCUACAUACAGCAAGCUUUCGGGGUUCACGGACUGUGGUUAUGAGAGGAUCUCGGGGGUCCCGGAGCUCCCAGAGCCCAGACACACCUAUGAACAAAUCCCAGGAGCAAGCAGCCAGGAGCAAGGAGGCUGGACAGACACACAAAUCCAAGCAGCCAGGAGCAAGGAGGCCGGACGGACACACAAGCCUGACAAGCUCCGGAGGCUCUUCUUCAUAGACAAGAAGCACAAACCCUGAGGAGGCCUGGCUUCCAGCGGCCCACCAGCGGGUUUCCUGGGCCCGGGGUCAUGCCAGGGGUUAUUGGGAAGCUCUCGGCUUGCUUGAAAGCACCCCUUGGAUCCUCAAACCCACCUACCCUGCUCUGGAACCAGGCUCUGAGACAGCCUCGGUGCCCACCAGCGACAGGGUGGGAGGGGACCUUCCAGUCACCAGCCGCUCAGGACUGAGUCCCACUCCCCACCCCAGGGUCUCCCACCCAUCCAGAGGAAGUCAAGGCCUGAGAGGAGGGGGGAGCGGCCAAAGGCAGGGGAUCUGGGGCACAGAUAUGUCUCCUCUCAAGGACACAAGCACUGAAAUAAAGUUGGUGCCGAAAGUGGGAAGGCAGUGCUUAACCUCAAGAGGGCCAAAGAAGUGUUCGUGGGUGUAAACCCCAGAGGCCACAGCUCCGCUCCUGGGGAGCUUGGAGGUCACACUCGUGUGGGCA